This is a messenger RNA of Auanema sp. JU1783, 1281 nucleotides long. NCBI's taxonomy places the organism in Eukaryota, Metazoa, Nematoda, Chromadorea, Rhabditida, Rhabditidae. The record is from the annotation of a GenBank genome assembly.
AUGCUUUCAAGUGCCAAAUUAUUAAAACAAGCGUGUUCGAGGUCUGCUAUUGCUUCUCGGAGCUUAACUGCUCAACAAAUUUUCGACCGUGAAAAAAAAUACGGAUGUCACAACUACAAACCAUUACCGGUUGCUUUAGCUAAAGGAGAAGGUGUCCAUGUUUGGGAUGUUGCGGGCAAGAAGUAUUUUGAUUUCUUAUCUGCUUAUUCUGCCGUUAACCAGGGUCAUUGUCACCCAAAGCUCGUUAAGGUUAUGCACGAUCAAUCCAAAGUUCUUACUUUAACCUCAAGAGCAUUCUAUAACGAUGUACUAGGAGAGUAUGAAGAAUAUAUCACUAAGCUUUUCAAAUAUGACAAAGUCUUGCCAAUGAACUCAGGUGUCGAAGCUUGUGACUCUGCUGUCAAGUUGGCCAGACGAUGGGCUUAUGAUGUUAAAGGAGUACCAGAUGGCCAAGCUAAGGUAGUAUUUGCCAAAGACAACUUCUGGGGAAGAUCUAUCGCCGCCAUUUCUGCUUCAACUGAUCCAGAUUCCUUUGCCCGCUUUGGACCAUACGUUCCAGGGUUCGAGACUGUUGAAUACAACAACAUUGCAGCUGUCGAGAAAGCCAUAUCUGAUCCUAAUGUAGCCGCCUUCAUGGUUGAGCCUAUUCAAGGAGAGGCUGGAGUCGUCGUUCCAGACAAAGGCUACUUGAAGACUGUUUCUGAAUUAUGCAAAAAACACAAUGUUCUCUUCAUCACCGACGAGGUUCAGACAGGACUGGGAAGAACCGGAAAACUUCUUGCCCAUUACCAUGAUGAUGUCCGACCAGACAUUGUUAUUCUUGGAAAAGCAUUGUCCGGUGGAAUGUACCCUGUGUCUGCCGUUCUGUGUGACGAUCACAUCAUGAUGAAUAUCAAGCCAGGACAACAUGGCUCCACAUAUGGUGGAAAUCCAUUGGCUGCCAAAAUCGGAGUUGCCGCUUUGGAGAUCCUUAUUGAAGAGAAUUUAGUUGAGAAUUCAGCUAAGAUGGGAGAUUUAUUGAUGGACAAACUGCGUACAUUACCAAAAGAUGUCGUGUCGACAGUCCGUGGACGUGGUCUGCUAUGCGCUAUCGUCAUUAACUCCAAGUAUGAUGCCUGGCAAGUAUGUCUCAAGUUAGCCGAUAAUGGUUUGUUGGCUAAGAACACUCAUGGAGAUAUUAUCCGAUUUGCUCCACCUUUGUGCAUCAAUGAACAACAGGUAAAUGAAGCUGCUGAUAUUAUCAUCAAGACCAUCAACGAUUUCGCCGCCAAAUCACAAUAA